CGAAAAUUCCAGUCAGUUGCGAGCGGCCAGUUGCCCGGUGUGUAUCAUAGCUGGAGAAUCGUCGUCUUUUUUCCCCGAAGCUUCACAAUUUCUUUUCUCGCAAGCUCUCGAUUAAUUUUCACACUCGACAACCCCACUGCGCCCGCUCUGCUCGUUUCGUCUAAUUCAAUCCUCGCCAUACCCAAGGAUAACCGGCGAUAAAACUACAAAUAAAAUACCGCGAGAAUUCCUUCAAACUUCCGAUCGCAGAUCGGCGAUAUCUUAUACGAACGUUCGAUUUUUCUAUAAACAAAAUCUCGUUUAAAACAGUGUUUUCUCUCAAUUACUUUGUGAGAUAAUAUAUUUGAUUUUUUUUUCAAACUACAAGUGCAAAAUGAGAAAUAUAAUGGAGAAACAACUGUCGUGGUUUGCCCUUCUGAUGACAGCAUUUUACUCCCUUUUGGCCAGUUGCCGUGGCGAGGAAUGCGGACACGAAGAACUCACACGUUGCGCGAGACCGUUGGAAAAAAUGACCAGCGCCACGGAUUUUAUAACAACCAAACAAGGACUCGAUCAGCUAUGCCCGGAACUGCAAGCUGGAACUAGAUGCAUAAAAGAUUACACGCAGAGGUGCAUGAACGAACAGCAACGGGAGCAUUUCACCGAAAUCUACAAGGGCACGAAUAUGAUGGUCAUGGAAUUGUGUCAGGACGGAUUGUACCAAGAACAAUUUCUGACUCACGCUCCCUGCAUGCAGACCGUCAAGCCGCAGUUCGACCUGUGUUCAAAAAAAUACACAGCGGCUAUGCAGUCCAUCGCGAACGGAGAUCAUCCCAAUCAAGUGAAAUCCAUUUGCUGUUCGUUCCAAGAGUAUCUGGAUUGUUCGCACCACACAGUCCUCAGAAAAUGUGGUUCUGACGCGGCGGCUUUCACGAAAAAAUUCCUCGAUCGCAUGUCGUCCUCGCUAAUCAAGAUGCAUUGCGAAGCUUACGCAGCGAACGGUCAAUGCGUGGACGCGUUGAAAGCUCUGGCGGGAAAAAGUUCGGCUGGCUUAACGAAGAUCGGUGGAUUUAUCCUGCCGUUGGUGGUUCUCCUUACGGCGAGUAGAUAUUUAUUAUAUUAAAUUUUCCAAAUGCCAUCGAAACUACCGUUCUAUUAUUAUUAUUAAAUAAUAAAAUUGAAACCCACAUCGCGGCGGCUAUGAUGCAGAAUUUAACAGAUUAUAAUGUGGGAAGUACGCACAUCGUACUUUUCACGAUCGGACGAUACGUAUAUCGUUCUGUCUAGCUUUACACAACCCGAGAGCAGUAGCUACGUUCCGUUUCACGUACGAUUUUUUCACCACUCCAAUUUUUAUCAUACAAUUUUUUUUUCUUUCCCAUCUUUUUCAUAUGGUGUUAAAUAAAGUUUUUCGUAUGAAACGCGACAGUUAGAAAAAAAACCACUAACUAUCGAUAACGUAUAAUGUGUGUAAUUUUGAUAGCCGCGUACGACAGAUAUCGCAUUUCGAAAGUAUUUUUGUGAAAAGGGUACCUUAUAGGUGUGAUUCUUUAGUCAGAGAGAAACAUUGAGAGUUACGAUUAGGGGAAGGAAAAACGAAAAAAUAAAAAGUAAAAAAAAAAAAACAAAGAGAAAUGAAAGUAAAAAUUAGAUGAUUUUGUGAUACGUAUAUAUAUAUAUAUCGUAUGUAGUUGCAAUGCGAUAAAUAUAAUAUCUAUAUACAGAAAUAUAAAUUCGCGUUGCUCUUGCUUUUUUUUUUCUUUUUUUUUUUUUUUUUUGUUUUGAAUUUAAAAAAUAGUUACAUGAGAAUGAUUCAAUGGUAAUUAAGGUAAAUAAAAAGUAAGAAACAACUCACUUUGAAUCUCUACACACGAACCGCGUAGCGGUAGUGUAAUGUGCACGACUGACAUUUAUUCCUGUGUUAAAAAUUAUAAAUACCUUGUACGUGAAAGAGAGAAAAAGAAAAUGAAAAAUGGAAAAACUAAAAAAAAAAAAAAAAAAUAUCGCAAGACAAAAAGCUUUAGUUAAAAAUAAUUAAUCUCGAAGCUUGCUGAUAUAAUCGGAGUGUCUAUUUCUAGUGAUAAUCAUCAUCCAUUUAUUGAGCAGGGGGGGGAAAUCGAAUUCAUUUAUAUCCCAUGCGCGUACGUAUAGAUAAUUUAAUUAUUUAUUUUUUUUCUUUUAUCGUUAUCAAUUUUACAACCAUAUUUUUCACCUCCGACGCUAAUAGAAAAAGUCAAAAUCAAAAUUCAUUUCAUCUCACACGAUAUUAAAGAUUGUGACGUUUGAUAGAAAGAAGAAAAAGAAAUCACAUUUUAACGGGGCGUUCAGGAUUAAGAAAGAAAAAAAAAAAAAAAAAAGAAACCAAAUAUGCUUCCCUCCGAUUCAUACUAGCAAGCUUGAUUAUAUUGUAUGCCGUAGAAUUAUUAAUGUGCACGUAUAAAAAAAAGCGUGAAUAACGUCAAAUUGAAAAA
Messenger RNA from Athalia rosae (coleseed sawfly), 2450 nucleotides. RefSeq lists its product as uncharacterized. The transcript is spliced from 6 exons. Lineage: Eukaryota; Metazoa; Arthropoda; Insecta; Hymenoptera; Athaliidae. The coding region runs from base 374 to 1102 and encodes 242 amino acids. The record is from RefSeq and is a predicted model, not a curated record.